AUGGAACAACCUUCAGGCAUGACUGAUCUACAGUUUCCUAAUCAUGUUUGCAAACUUCAACGAGCCCUUUAUGGUCUCAAACAAGCACCUUGUGCCUGUCUUGCUGAUCCAUCUCUGUUUAUUCUUCAUUGUUCCUCUGGCUCGCUAAUCCUUCUAUUAUAUGUUGAUAACAUGCUUUUCACAGGUUCAAAUUCACAACUUCUUUCUACUUUUAUUCAGCUAUUGCAUACAGAGUUUGCUAUGAAAGUUCUUGGUCCCAUUCAUCAUUUCCUUGGAAUCGAAGUGACUUCUACAUCUCAUGGCUUGCAUUUGUCUCAAUCUCACUUUGUACUCACCAUCCUAGAACGAGCUGAAAUGGUUGAUUGUAAACCUAUGAGUACGCCACUUGAAGCCAAAACCAAAGGACUUCACAAUCAGACUCCUCUUUAUGAACCUACUUCAUAUUGUGCUAUUAUUGGAGCCCUUCAGUAUCUCACUUUGACUUGCCCUGACCUUGCUUAUAGUGUGAACUAUGUGUCUCAAUUUAUACAUGCUCCCACUCAGUCUCAUCUAAAAAUGGCUAAACGCAUCCUGCGCUAUGUUAAAGGCACCCUCACUCUUGGUCUGGAUCUUACCUCCAACACUACACUUGAUCUUUGUGCCUUUUCAGAUUCAGACUGGGCAGGCUGCCCCAUCACCUGUCGUUCCAUUACUGGCUACUACACCUUCCUUGGCCGUGAUCCCAUCUCCUAG
Ricinus communis (castor bean) is the source of this 732-nucleotide messenger RNA. RefSeq lists its product as uncharacterized. The record is from RefSeq and is a predicted model, not a curated record. The transcript is spliced from 2 exons. The coding region runs from base 1 to 732 and encodes 243 amino acids. NCBI's taxonomy places the organism in Eukaryota, Viridiplantae, Streptophyta, Magnoliopsida, Malpighiales, Euphorbiaceae.